UUGACAAUAGAAAAAGAAAACCAGAAUUGAAGAAACAAAAAGGAAAGGUUAGAUAAAGAAUUCAUAAUGUCCCAAAAGUCCACCCAAAGUGGUUGAGCUAAACCAUUAUAUAUUUAGUGUUCACAUUACCCCUUCUUCUUCUUCUUCUUCUUACAUAGUUACAUUGCAUCAUCACCUUCCUCUGACUCAAUCCAUUGUCCACCCCUUGAGACCCAUGUCCGGAGAGCCACGCCAAUUGGAGAUCCACCUGCGGCUAAAUUCCAAGAGAGGAAGCACCAUGGUGCACCCUGUGUCCGUGGAUACCACGGUCUCUGCGCCACCCUUCAGAGAGGAGGUGAAGCUCUACCGCAAGUGGUUCCCUUGGUUGGUACCUCUCUUUGUUGUUGCCAACGUCCUUUUGUUUGUCAUCACUAUGUACGUCAAUAACUGCCCCCACAACUCUGUCUCCUGCAUUGCCUCCUUCUUGGGUCGCUUCUCCUUUCAGCCCUUCAAGGAAAACCCCCUCUUGGGCCCUUCGUCCUUGACGCUGCAGAAGAUGGGGGCUCUUGAUGUGAGCAGAGUGGUUCAUAGACACCAGGGAUGGCGCCUCAUUACUUGUAUGUGGCUACAUGCUGGGGUUUUCCAUCUGUUGUCAAAUAUGUUGGGUAUUCUAGUCAUUGGAAUUCGGCUUGAGCAAGAAUUUGGGUUUGUGCUUAUUGGACUGCUGUUUGUCAUAUCUGGAUUUGGAGGGAGUUUGCUUUCUGCUCUUUUCAUUCAGUCAAACAUUUCUGUCGGUGCUUCGGGUGCCCUCUUUGGCUUGCUGGGAGGCAUGCUUUCAGAACUCAUUACUAACUGGUCUAUAUAUGAUAACAAGCUAGCAGCAUUCCUCACCCUUGUGAUCAUCAUUGUUGUCAAUCUAGCAGUUGGAAUUCUUCCACAUGUGGACAAUUUUGCUCAUAUUGGAGGCUUUCUUACUGGAUUUCUUCUUGGAUUUGUGUUUUUGAUACGUCCCCAGUUUGGAUGGGUUAACCAACGAUAUGCUCCUCUAAAUUAUUCUCCAGGACGAGCUAAGCCUAAAUUCAAGAAAUAUCAGUGUAUCUUGUGGGUCCUCUCCUUGAUCGUUCUAGUUGUUGGGCUUUCUGUUGGUCUGGUUGCACUUCUUCGUGGUGUUGAUGCAAAUGAUCACUGCUCCUGGUGCCAUUAUCUGUCUUGUGUUCCAACUUCAAAAUGGAGCUGCCAUACAGAGGCAGCUUAUUGUGAGUCUAACCAGCUUGGCAACCAGCUGAACAUAACAUGCUCCAGCAAUGGUAAAUCCAGUACAUACUACAUGCAAGAUCCAACCAGUUCCCAGAUCCAGCAAUUGUGCACUCAGCUUUGUAGUUGACUUGUGACAAAAGUGAUGCUCGUUGGAAUGAGAUGUUCAUUUGUUCAUAGUGUUUCACUGCUCUUUCAUUUAUACCUUUUGCCUUAUUCAGGAGACUCGAUUAAAAAAGAUUCAUUUAGCCUUUCUAGAUUUGUUCAUGUUCUUGUGUAUAUAAUAUUGAUUAUUUGCAUUUUUUUUUUUUGGUUACCUUUGUAUGAGAUCAAAGUUAUAAUUAUAGAUGAUUAAUGUCUUACCCUAA
Molecule: messenger RNA, 1601 nt
Organism: Cajanus cajan (pigeon pea)
Lineage: Eukaryota; Viridiplantae; Streptophyta; Magnoliopsida; Fabales; Fabaceae
Product: RHOMBOID-like protein 1
Biological process (GO): proteolysis
Cellular component (GO): membrane
Molecular function (GO): serine-type endopeptidase activity
Source: RefSeq, a predicted model, not a curated record